Mytilus trossulus (common blue mussel) is the source of this 5121-nucleotide messenger RNA. RefSeq names its product clumping factor A-like. Bases 343 to 5085 code for a protein of 1580 amino acids. Gene Ontology annotation, molecular function: ubiquitin protein ligase activity; metal ion binding. Lineage: Eukaryota; Metazoa; Mollusca; Bivalvia; Mytilida; Mytilidae. The transcript has 3 exons. Gene Ontology annotation, biological process: protein polyubiquitination; protein monoubiquitination. The record is from RefSeq and is a predicted model, not a curated record.
AUUUAUGAUUGGUUGGUUUUAGUUAAUUGUCCAAUGAAUGUGUCUUUCUCAUAACAUAUGGCACAGAUAAUUUGUUCUGAAAUAUAGCAGAAAGGAUUAUCAUGUUACCACGAAGAACAGAUUUCCUGGAUAAAAAAGUGUCCUUGAAGAGGUAUUUUGGUCGUUUUUAGGGAAUGAUUAUAUUCUAGAUAAGAACACUACUGAUGUCUUGAUUUUCAGAUUUAUCAAACAGACUGAUGUAGGAGACCAUGAACCAUUUAUGUCUAAUGAAGAUUUGUAGGAUAAUAUGAAGAGUUGAUUUAAACUGUGAAGUUUUCAUUAUUUGCAUGGUACAAAUUCAAUAUGGAGAAAGAGUCGAAGAAAGCAAAAUCUCAGGAUGGUGAAAGAAGGAAGCGUAAAAGAACUUCUUCAAAGAAAGAUGAAAAGAAAAGUAGAGGAAAGCAGAAAAAGAUAGAUGAAUCUUCAGAUGCUUGUAAUUCCCAGGAAAACCAGCAGAAUAAAGAAGGUGGAUCACCGUCACGACCAACAUCACCAGAAAAUUGUUCUAUAUGUUUGGGUGACUUACAAAACAAAUCAUUCACUGACAGUUGUUUUCAUAUGUUCUGCUUUGUUUGUCUGAAGGAAUGGUCCAAAGUAAAGGCUGAAUGUCCUCUCUGCAAACAGAAGUUCAAGAAUAUCAUUUACAAUGUCAAUUCAUAUGAAAAGUUUGAUCGUUACAAUAUUGAAGAAGAGGCUAAUAAAAGUCGAUGGGAGAGAGAUGGAACUAGAUUUCGGUAUAGAACCACUUUGACAUUUGAACGUAGACUUACGAUUGGACCAGAACAUAAUUAUAAUCAACCAAUUGCCAGGCCAUCUAAUGUUACCACAAGAUCUCAUUGGAGGAGACAUAGAGAGCCAGCUACAUCAGAAUUCCGUAGAAGGAUCUACACUAAUGGAAUGCAAGCAGAAGAGGUUACUGAUAGAAGACUAAGAGUAAGGGACACAACUCCUAAUUUUUACAGACAAAACCCUGCAACAAUGCAUAGAUUGGUUCCUUGGUUAAAUCGAGAACUGAAUUCUCUACUUCAAAAUCAGCCUGACCAUGUACAGCUUGUAAUAGAAAUUAUAAUGGGACUUAUUAAAUCUCACUCAAUUGAUAGUGAAGAUUUUUACCAACAUGUAUAUCCGUAUGUUGGAAGACAUACUCGCCACUUCAUGCAUGAGUUUUCAUGUUUUGCCAAAUCACCCUACAACAUGAUAGCCUAUGAUGCUCAAGUAGUUUACCAGCCAGGACCUGUGACAUUGGAUUCAGAUAGCAAUGAUUCAUCUGCCGACAUUGAUGAUGAUUUAUUAGAUGAAAUCAUUGAUAUUGAAGAUGAAAAUUCCAAUCCUAGAUCGCCUCAGGUUGACAGAAGGAUAAAUCAUCCUUUCAGCAGUGUGUCCAACUUGUCACCAUUGUUUAGGAGUGUUAGAGAUAUACUUGAGGCUGAAUCACCUGUUAGUUCUAUGACGCUUCCAUUAUCCGUGUCAGGAUGGGAUUCCCCAACGCCAGGACCAUCAUGGAUGUCUUUGGGAGCAGAUCUGGAAUUGCCAAUACCCAAUGCAACAGAAAGUAUACCAGUUGAAGGAAAUAGAGCAUGUUCACCAAUUGACAUAGCCUCUACUUCAGAUUCUGAUUCUGAUUCUACUCAGUCAGCUGAUAGUAAUGGUAGUGACAUUGUUUUCGUCAAAGUUGACAAACCAUGGGAGGAAAGGUCACCAAUAAUGUUGUCCUCAGAUAGUUCUGAAGUUGAAAGAAAUCUUUUCUUAGAUUUUGGACAUAAACAUUAUAAUAAGAAGAAAAAAGUGAAGAAAGAGCAUAAAAAGCACAAGGAAAAUAAAAAGGACAGUCGAGAAAAUUCCAAAGACAGACAUAAACACAAAAAACGGAAAAAGCACCACUCUUCAGAUAAGUCUCGUAGACAUUCUGCUAAACACAGGGAUUCUUGCAGUUCAAUAUCAUCCUCCAAACAGGGUGAACAGUCAACUUCUAAAACUAAGAAUUUGGAAGCAAAUUUGGAUAAAAGUUCAGAGAUUGUCAUAAAUACAGAAAACUAUCAUCAUAAAAAGCUUAGAAAACAUAAAAAUGAUGGACAAAAACACAAAUCAAAAUCUAGCAAAAAAUUGAAAUCUGUUAUAGUUUUACCAACUGCAGGAAAUAAUGAAAUUCAAAAUAGCGUUAAUAGAUCAUUGUCUUCUGAAUGCUUAUUCCCUUCAGCUUUAGCAUUGAUUAAUCAAACUUCUUCUUCAAGCUCUCAAUCUAUAUCACCCUAUAAGAAGCAUUCUUCUGGACACAAGAAGUCGAGCAAGUUAAUUGAUAUAGUACCAAAGCUUUUGGAUAAAUUAAACUCAGAUUCUAACAAACCAGAGGUACAAACAAGUCUGCCCAUGUCAGCAGAUCACAUGGUAACAUCGACUGUUACUUCAUGUACACCAUUUCUUACACAGACUAGUGAUAAAAAUAGCUUACAGACAAGUAAACCUGAUGAACCAGAAACAGAAUCUAAUAGCACAACAAAUCUUACAAGAGAAUCUACUCCAUAUCACAUAGAUGACAGUAUUUUAAGUUUAGAAAACAGUAGACGUUGUUUGAAAUGUGGACUUCCAUACAUACCAGAACUUCUAGACAGUUUUGAUAUAUGUGUUACAUGUAAAAAGAAAAAAGUUUGUGAAACUGAAAGUAGGGGAUAUUCCAAUGUAUUCAGUGAGCUGUUUCAGGAUAACAUAUUUACUUCAACUGCUAGUAAUACAAAUACAAUUAAAAAUGAGGGAAAUGACAAUCCAGAUAACACUGACACUAAGUCUUGUCCAGAAACCAGUCAGAACGUUGUUAUUCAGGAAGGCACUGAAAGUAGUCUACGGCCAGUACUGAAUCAGGUUGAUUUGACUUCUAUCAAUGGACCUCUGUUGGAUAUUUCUGAAUCUGAAAGUGAUGAUUGUGAACUAAUUGUGACUAAAAGUGACUCAAUGAACACUCACAAAAAUGAUUUAGAAAAUCCUCUGUGUAUAGAUAUUACAAAACCAAUUCAUGAUGACGAUUUGAGUCUGCAAUCAACAGGUAGAAGAGCUGAUACCUAUAUGAAAUCCUUACUACAGGACAAUACUAUGAGUGAUACUUCAAAGAUUGUUAACAAUAAUCCAUCAAACACUUCCCAAUCUGUUACCAUUGCAGCAAAUAGUUCUUUACCGUGGAUUAUUAGUAAUUCACCAACACCGUCUUCUGACAAUUGGCUAGGAUUCACUGCACCAAGUUCUAGUUUACAUUCGUCACAGUCAACACUUCAACCAAUCUUUCCUUACUCAAUACCCUCAAUUUACUCCUUCCCGAGUAACAUUUAUGCUGGUCAUAGACAGCCAAUAUACUCAAAUAGUGAUUUUUUGUCGGGUUAUUCAUCCAGGAAUUGCAGUUCUUUUAUCAAUGAUUUACAUGCUGAUAACUGUUCUCAGAAAAAGCCUGUAUUUAUUGAUCUAGACGAUCACAGGGAAACCGUCACAACUUCAGCAUUACCUGUGUUUUCUUCUGAAAAAAUCUGUCUCUCAGAUUCCGAGGAUUCAACCAGUGCAGACCUACAAAAUGUAUGUGCACGGACAAGUAUGGCAAAUAGCCAAAAUGUAACUUCAACCCAAAAUUUAUUAUUAUUGAAUGAUUCAACAGAGGAAGAUUUAAGUGAUGAUGAAACAGCAUAUGAAAUGGAUACGGAUCAAGACAACUGUGAUCUUGAUGAAGAUCAAGACGGCUGUGACCUUGAUACGGAUCAAGACAGCUGUGAACAUGAUAAGGAUCAAGAUGGCUGUGAACGUGAUACAGACCAAGAUGGCUGUGAACAUGAUACGGACCAAGAUAGUUGUGAAAGUGAUACUAACAAAAUAAGGCCAAAUGAUGAGUGUAAUUCUCAGUCUGAAAAAUAUGCCUGUAGUGAAAACGUAAUUAAUGACGUGGACAUGACAUCUACCUCUGAAUGGCUGGAAGAUGCUUUUAAAAGGAAGGAAAAUCAAUUAAUAUUAAACACUGAGGAAAAGAAGGAGGAUUAUAAAAACAAUAAAUUGGAAGGAGAAAAAAGUGAUGAAGAAAAUGAACUUUCAACUUCGGAUUUGGAUUGUGAAAUGUCAACCCAGGUCUCAGAAGUCCCUUCAUCUCUAGAUAAAAAACUAGAAGGUAUGACAGAGUUCUCCUCAUCAGUACUGCAAGGAAUUGAGAAGGACAAUAGACUAACCUUUCACAAUAUAUUAUCUAAAGCAAAAUGUGGAAAUUCUAGUAAUGUCAAUUGUAUAGAAACUGAGGAGGAAAAUUUUUUAUCGCCAUCUAACCAAUCAAAAGUUGACUCACCAGAGAAUGAUAUAAACACUUUACCUAACUCACUAGAAUUAAACCCUGAUACUUUCCAUCAAAGUAAUUCAUUGUUUGUGCGUAACUCAGAAUAUCAGAUGGACAAUUUAGUUAGUAAUAUGAAUGGAAAUUUGAAUAGUAUAGAUGAAUUUGAGAUAGAUUCAUUACGUGCUAAUAGUGCUUCAAUGAAUUCAAAGGAUAACUUAUACAAGUUUAUGAAUGAAAAUGGCUGUAAUAGAGGUGUGAGAAGUCCGACAUCUGUUACUAUGGAAACAGAUCCUGUUGAAAAUAUUGAAAUGAAUUAUGAUUCUUCAAUGUCAAAACCAUUUUCUCUUCCGCUGUUUCCGUUUGAAACAAUCUCAGGAAGUUAUGUGUCAGACAGUAUAACACAAGGGUCAGGAGUUAUCUCCCCUGGGAUAAAUAACCAAUUACCUUCUGCUGAUAGUGAGAGAAGAUCAGACAAUGAUAAGAGUGAGGAAAAUAGACAAGAAAAUAUGGAUAAUGAAGAUCAAUUAACAAUCCCUGAUGAUCUUCAAGAUACCACAAACGACACAGAAAAUUUGAUUGGUUCAAAUUUGACUGAAUUUUCUUCUGAAUCUGAUAGAGAAAAUGAUUUCACCAAUGGUUCUGAUGACAGUAGUAGUAGUAAGACAGUUAAAUUUAGGGUUGAUAUAUUACAUUCUGAAAGGGAUUUGUCUAACAACUUUGCUAAUAUAUUUGAAAGUAGUGAUAGUAAUUAAAUAUCAUAGUGUACUUUUGACCCUAUAUACAUUGAU